Molecule: messenger RNA, 879 nt
Organism: Mya arenaria
Lineage: Eukaryota; Metazoa; Mollusca; Bivalvia; Myida; Myidae
Product: small nuclear ribonucleoprotein E-like
Exons: 5
Coding region: 80-352 (90 amino acids)
Biological process (GO): mRNA splicing, via spliceosome; spliceosomal snRNP assembly
Cellular component (GO): U4/U6 x U5 tri-snRNP complex; U2 snRNP; U1 snRNP
Molecular function (GO): RNA binding
Source: RefSeq, a predicted model, not a curated record
AUCAGAAUUUAAGUUGGAGUCAACAAAGCGAGUACUUCCGUUCCCGGCUAUCGUAAUUCCAACGUGCAAACACAUCAAAAUGGCAUACAAAGGUGGUGCCAAGGUCCAGAAGGUUAUGGUCCAGCCGAUUAACUUAAUUUUCAGGUACCUACAAAAUAAAUCCAGAGUACAGGUUUGGCUGUAUGAACAAGUGAAUCUCCGAAUUGAGGGAUGUAUUGCUGGAUUCGACGAGUACAUGAACUUGGUUUUGGACGAGGCCGAGGAGGUUCACAUGAAGAACAAGACCAGAAAAACUCUGGGACGGAUUCUACUCAAGGGAGACAACAUCACAUUGAUACAAGCUGUGCAAUGAUCUCCCUUUGUCAUCAUCUUGACUUUGACGUUCUCAUUUAAAACAAUCUUGUUGUGUAUAGUGUUAAGGAUAUUCCACUUUAAGUUCUACCAGGGGAUCAAGUGUCGUAGUUUCAAAGAAGAUAUGCGUUGCCUGAAAAUAAUGGACGUAUACUUUUAAUACCUAAAAAAAAAAUCAUCAACACCAGGGCAGCUCUAUAAUAUAGUAUUUAGUAUAAUGUGUUUUUUUGUCACCUUAGACUUAAUGUAAUUUUGUUAUGUAUAAUUUUGUAAAGAAAAAGUUAGCUGUUGUAGUGACUUGAUGUACGAUAGGGUAUAAGAUUUUCAAAGUGUUUGAUCAUGUGUACUAUAUUACAAAUAUUGAUUCUAAAUGUAAAAGAUGUUUUAACAGACCUUUUUAAAGAUUGUGCAAGGCAAGAAAAGGCAGGCCUUUUGUAAAUGGAAGAACAUCAAGAUCAAUUCCACUGACAUUUGUAUCAUGUCAUUAAAAUCAUUGACACGCCAUUGUAAAUAAAUCAUUUUACCGUU